ACGGGUCCCCCAAGGGCGAGAGGAAGGCUUGGAGUCCAACAAAAAGAGAAAGGGGAGUAUGCGUGUGUGCGUGUACGCGUGUGCGUGUCACCCACAGCUCGAGUGGACUCCGGCGGAACACCAGCCAGUCACUGUCUGGUAAACGAGCGCGUGAGUCAGGGGAUACGUGUGCACGUGUGCGGCCAAGCGUGUAUUUGUGUGGUGGGAGGAUAGGAAAGCGGCGCACACACACACACACACACACGCUUAUCAUUCGCUCGCAACAUGGCGUUGAAGCGCCGAGAGACACGACAGCUCUGCCCCGACUAAUGCGGUGGUUCUGCGCGGAAAGCCCGGGGACCGCUGCCCGAGAGAGACCCCAAGCCUCCACAGAGACUCCGUUACGCACCGCCGUGGACAAUAACGGAUUCCAGCGUGUGCGUGUCGCCGUGUGGGCUCGAAACUACGGUGUAUGUGAUUGUAUACAUGCGCACGCUUCUGCCCCGCUGGUGGAAAUCAAAGGCUGUACAUGGCGGUGGAGAGCAUUAUUUGGCUGUUCUGUCUUCUUUCGCUGUAUUGGGGUCCAACCAAGCAAGAAAAGCCUGUUUCAGUGGAACUGAGCUGUGGUGCUGGGCCCAGCCAUGUGGUUCUGGAGCUUUUGCCACUUUUGCUGGACUGCAACCUGGGGUCCAGCGACACUCCUUUCAAUGUCACCUGGUUCAAGGAUGGCCAGCUCCUGCCUGCGGCGCCGGGAGAUCGCCUGCGGUAUUUGACCAAUGGAUCCCUCCUGUUGUCGCCCACCGGCCAGCCUCCCCAGAACGUAGAGGGCAGUUACAGCUGUGUGAGUGCCAGCGCCAUCGGAGCCCUGACCAGCCGGACUGUCAACGUGCUGCUUGCAAGUCUGUCCAGCUUCUAUGAGGAGCCGUCACCACAAACGGUGACCGCUGGGGGUUCUGCUCGGUUCGAGUGCCAGAUUGAAGGAAUACCCACACCUGUCAUAACAUGGCAAAAAGACAAAGUGACUGUCACUGACGAGACAAGCAACAGGUUCAUUUCUCUUCCUAAUGGGGUGCUGCAGAUUCUGAAGGUGACUAAAGAAGAUGAGGGCCUCUAUCGCUGCGUGGCAUCCAAUUCUGAAAGGAAGAAUAUCAGCAGCGAAGCUAGACUCACUGUCACGACAGGCUCCAUUGACAGUCCAAGCCCAGUUGUGAUUGUAGCGCCACCCCAGAAUGCCACGGUGGUGCUCGGCCAUCCUGCCGUGAUGGAGUGUGUGGCACACGGCCAGCCAAAACCAUUGGUGUCAUGGAGCAGACAAGACGGAAAGCCCAUUUCCAGAGACGUGAUUGUCCUUGCCACAAACCUGGUGAUUAGAGACACGAGGCGUCACCAUGCCGGCGUCUACGUCUGCCGAGCCAACAAGCCCAAAACUAGAGAGUUUGUCUUUGCUGCUGCCGAGUUGCACAUUGCCGCCCCUCCAGUGAUUGUACAGCCCCCGGAGUCUGUGUCCCUCUCCCGGGGGAACACCGCCAGGUUUCUAUGCAACAGCUCUGGGGAACCUUUCCCAGUGCUGCACUGGCUGAAGAACGGCCAACCCAUUAGAUCCUUCAGGCGGGUGAAGGUGCAAAGCCCUGGGGUCCUGCUCAUCAACCAGCUGGCUCAGGAGGACGCAGGUUACUAUCAGUGCAUCGCUGAGAACGUGCUCGGGACGGCCUGCGCCACUGCCAGGCUGACGGUCAUCGUGAAGGAAGGUCUCCCCAGCCUCCCUCGCCGCCUGACUGCUACGCCGUACUCCAGCACAACGGCCCUGCUCUCCUGGGAGAAACCCGAAUACAACACGGACCAAAUCAUCGCCUACUCCGUGCACUACCAACUCACUGCAGGGUCAGAUAAUCAGGACUCUUCAUUCGCAGUCAGCAACAACACCACAGAGUAUCUCGUCAAAGAGCUCCUCCCCCACACUGCCUACACUUUCUUUGUGGUGGCUUAUUCGCCCAUGGGAGCCAGUCCUCCAUCGCUGCCUAUAACCAUAGAGAUGCUUGAGGAUGUUCCGAGUGCACCUCCUCCGCUGUCCGUCGCCAGCGCGUCCCCCACUGACAUCAGGCUGACGUGGCAGCCGCUGACUUCACAGCACAGCCGUGGGGCCGUUACCCGCUACCGCAUUGAUUACAGCGCGCUGGAUCAGAAGGACACUGUGUUCUCGGUGGAGCUGAGGGGCAACGAGACUCAGUUCACGCUCAGGGAGCUGCGCCCAAACCAGGUCUACCGACUGAGGAUAGCUGCCGGAACCGCGGUGGGCUUCGGCGUUCCGUCUGAAUGGGUCGAGCAGCAGACGAUAGUUCGCAAUGGCCCCAGUGACAACAGCACAGUUAUAUUUGCUCCUUCUGAGCUGAAGGUCAGAACCAGAGUGACCACUCUUAAUGUGACAUGGCAACCCUCACCAAAUCACACGCUGGUUUCUGGCUACAAGCUCUCCUAUCGAGAAGCGGAAACUGAUGAGUUCUCCAUCACAGACAGAACGUCGCAGGUGCACACCAUCAGGCUUCGGAAGAAGGCGAGGCAUCACCUGCUGACGGGGCUCGCUCCUGACCGGCAGUAUGAGGUGAGGGUCUGGGCAUUUGACAAGCAAAAGGACGGAGCAGCUGCAGUGUGGAAGGGAAGGACGGAUAAGCUCCACGGUAGACACUCUGGGCCGUCCUCGUCCCCUCCGUUGCCCCCUGGCAGCAUCCAAGCUACGGCCAACAGCUCCACCUCCAUCUGGCUCCGUUGGGAGAAACCUCGGUUCAUCAAUGUGCGCAUCAUCAACUACACAGUGCGCUGCAGCCCAGCAGGAACCACCAACGCCUCUCUUGUCUCUUAUUACAGCAGUUCGUCUUUGGAGAUUCUGCUCAGGGGACUGAGGCCCUUCACCCACUAUGAGCUGGCAGUGCGGUCCAAUGGAGCGAACGCUGCAGGGCCCUUCAGCGGCACCGUGGUGGAGGCCACCCUGCCUGACCGCCCGUCCACACCACCUGAGGAGCUGCAGCUGAGAGCUCUGAACUCCUCGUCUGUGCUGGUGAGUUGGCGCCCUCCGCUGGAGCCAAAUGGCAUCAUCGUCUGCUACAAGGUUUUGUACACCGUCAACCAGAGCGAGCCUGAAGACGAGUGGAGGAAUCUCUCCGAGGGCGGGGGCAUCUUUAGUGUGGAGGUCCACGGUUUGUCAGGGGGAACCCGGUACUUCUUUAAAGUGGGAGCUUCCACAAAAGUGGGAUCAGGGCCUUUUUCACCCGUUUCGGAGGUUCAUACUCCCCUGCCCAAGUAUGAGCUGGACAUUCACACAGUCACAGGCAUCAUAGUCGGUGUUUGCUUGGGACUUAUUUGCAUCCUCCUCUGUAUGUGUUUCAGCUUUCGAAACAGCAAACCCAGAGAGCUGUCUGGAGGCCUGAGCUCCACAGCUGCGACUCCUCAGUGCAGGAAAGGCGGCUGCCCUGCUCCGGCCAGUGCGCCCGGGUGCAGCGACAGCCACGAACUGGAGACGCUGAUGCCUCCAGGCACCCAGGAGUCGGGUCAGCAGCCAACAAAAGACCCGGAGGAACAGAGUCUGAUGACUGCUUGGAACGGCUCUGUGAGUCAUAACUGGGUCAACAGGAUCACCCGAUACAGAGACACCAUAACAGAAGAGUCUCCGGCGCUGACUAACGGAGCGCUCAACAUGUUCAUUACUGCGACUGGCACGGAAACCGACGAUCAUCUCUCCGCGUCUCUGUGCAGUAACCAGGUGGAGGCAGAAGUCAUUGUACACUCUGAGUUGUCAGACCCCAGCGGGAGGGGGAAGGAGGAGGGCAGCGAGCGGGAUUCCAACGCCACCCGGGGGCCGUCGUUAUCAGGGGACGCGUAUUCCCCUCUCAGCCGGCCGGGUUCGCCGAGAGAAGAGGCGGGGCCCCUUGAAGACCUUUCAGCGGCUGAAAGUCCCCCGAGUCUUCCCGCGAGAACAUUGGCGGCUCGUCACAAUGAGGAGGCGGAAGGCGCCGGGCAGCAGCAGAACGCCGACAGGGAGCCACAGCUGGACACUUGUCUCACCAAUGGCUUCCACUCUCCUAAGACUCUGAGGCCCGUACUGAAAUCUGAGCAUGUGGAAGUGGAAGACUCCAGACCCUGCCCGUCUGCUGCAGGGAAGGCCAUCUCUGCCGGACUACCUUCCGCACCCUUUGUCACCCCCGGCUUCGUCCACUCUACCUCAGCUGCUCACAUAUAUCUGUGCCCUUAACUUCAUCUUCGCAGGGACAUUUCAGACUAUUAUCAUUAUUUUUUUAAUUUUCCAGGAAGAAUCCAUGAAGGGAAAAAAAUAUUUUUUAUGCACAUUGUCACUGGAUUUCUUUCUCUUCCUUGCAUAGUUUUAUAGAUACUUUGAAUCCAUCAUUUCACAUAUGUGUAUACCGUAUACAUGAGAAGAAGUGUUUUCUUUUUCUGCAGAGGUCCGGAACUGUUUGAAGUUCUACAUCCUUGUGGAUUCUUUCCACAUCACAAAAAGGAGACGGGAAAGUUUAGAUAUCAGCAGAGCAGAACCCGAGAGAACACCUUCUGCAAACCGGACAAAAUUGGUUCCAAUCAACUCGGCUAUGUUUGUGCAGCUGAAGUUUUUGUUUAUGCUGCUGUGGCUUCGAAGCUAUUAAUGAAAGUUUAAAGGUCAACCGGCUCCCCCUCUGACCUACUUUCACUAAAUCAAAAUGAAAUGAAACUUUCAUUAAUCUCUUCGAAGCCAAACCAGCACAAAUGUAGUCAAGUCGACUGACACAAUUUGAAGAAAGGGGCUGGAGAGGCGCUGGUUGACCUUUCAUGACCCCUGGGAACAUUUCUCAGUGUCUUUGAAAUGGUAUCGGCACGAGCGAAGAUGUUUUGCUGCACAAACAUUUCACACCAAAUUUGCCUGAUUUGACAAGAGGCUGUGGGGCAACCUGACUCAGGUCAGAGCAGGAGGGAGUGAAUUACAGAUGGGCUCCUCCUAUUGGUGGUGUUUAGUACGUCACAACAGGAAGUGAUGGAGUAAUCGGACGGGGUUUCAUCAGGGUGGGUUGCUUUAUCGAUACCCCCUCAAAGUGGCAUUGAGAAAUGACCUUAAAGAGUAUUCACGAAUGUCAGAGUGCAGAACACCCACAUCCUGCAGUCUCAGGGUCCAAACACUCACACAGGGAUUCCAGUCCAGCGUACCGAAUACAAACAUUUCCUGAGUGGAGGGUCUCGGGUGCCUCUGUAACCUCUGUAUAUUUUCUAUUCAAUGCGAGUACAAACCAUGUCAAGAGUGAAGUGAACAAGGUUCGGUAGAUGUGGGGCCACGUGUCCGUCUCGCAUUAAAAUCAAGAGUACCUCAAUGUAGACCUGGGCUGCAUUAAGCUGGAGGGAAAACAAAACGGGAGGGUUUUACAGCAACCCAUCUGCAGGCCACUCUCCUGAUUUAGCUCGGCAGGGAUGCACCUCUGUCCACACCGAUGUCAGAACACUGUCACACAAAAAUUGAAACUCUUCCAACGAGCCUGUUUGGUAGCUCAAAAAGUGUUUGCCCCCUUACAGAUUUGUUUUUCGGUUUGUUUGGGGUAUUUUUGUGUCAAAGUUAAAUGUUUCAGAUGAUCAAACUAAUUUUAACAUCUCACAAACAUAAUCAAAGUAAAUACAAAAGGCUUUUUUAAAAAAAAAUUUAAGUUGAUGAAUAAAAGUUUAGUGAAAGUCAAUUUAGCUCUUUUGGAGGGUAUUCGAGUACGAACGGCGCGUUUUGAGGUCACACCACAGCAGGAUCUGUGAAUACGACACGUGUGAUGUCACUUAGCCGAAUGCUGUUUCAGCUUUGUGUCAGACUUACUGGGAAGCAGAACUUUCCAGAGUUUUUCAUCUGUUCCAAAAGGCUUUUUUUGUUGUUGUUUCUCUUAUUUUCUGAGAGUGGGGGUGAGGUUGUAAGUUUGAAUUCCUUUUGGUCAGCAGUGGUUUUGGAUGCGGAACUCUUGCAUGAAUUCAAAUUUCACCUGGUUUUUCUUAUUGUUGGAGGACAAAGAUUGACCUCAGCUCCUGGGGACGUUUGCCACCGUUUCAUGCUCUGUCCAUGUUGUGGAUAACAGCUUUGACUUUGGUACAAAAAGCCUGAGAAAUCCAACCAGACUGAUGGUUGUCAAUAACUUUGUAAUCUGUGCUGGAAUUUAUUCGGGCAGGAUUUGUUUUUAAAAGCAUUUAUCCUACUUCAUGUUGUGGGACAGGUUCUGUUUGACUGAUCUUUUGAUUCUACAGUUCUAGCUAUAAUUUGCCCUUUCACUUAAAGGCCAGUUAAUUCAUAGUAAUAAUAAUAACAAUCAUACUUCAACAGUAAGUGUUGGACAGUGCAUUGAGCUUUUUGGGGAAUUCAAAGACACUUAACUCACGACUUAAUAAGGGGGACGGGUUGUAUUGGAUAACUGUCCCCCUCUGAAUAAAAGGAUUUGUCAUUUGAAAACUCCUCUUUAGAUUUGUGCCAUUGAUUUGGUGAUCUGAAACAUGCAAGACUGACAAAAAGGUAAGAAAAAAAAAGACAUCUACAAGGGAGCAAAUAUUUAUUUAGAGCAAAAUCUAUGGAAAAAUGGCCCCAGUUUUUGUACUUGUGUUCAUGUGAUUUUGAAUAAAAAACAUAAACAUGUUGGAGAUAUUUCUUGUAUUUUUGGCCCGAUCCGUUUCGAUGUCAUUAAUGGUUGGAGCAGUGUUCACAUGGACUGGUGCAUCCCUCUAUUUUUUUUUUGUCUCAACAUCACUACCUCAUUUCUUUUCAGAAGGGUUGUUCUAUUCAUUUUACCCUAACACCUGCGUCUUUAUACGACAAUUUUUCUAAACUCGUCCGACGUUCGGCGCAAGCUCGAGGUGUUAUAUCAAAAACAAGGAAUGUAUGUCCAUUUGCCAUUUGUGUGAAAGUCCCGUUGCAUUUUUCUGUGCUCGACCAAAAGCCUUCGCCCUCGGUGGCCGCUUCGUCAAAUCUGAAUGUUUGCUUGAGAUGUUUCAGUGGAUGUGGGCCUGAGGCCUUUAUGGGUUUUUGACAGUUCUGCAGCUCAAUAGUUGCAGCUGGUGUCAUUGUUCUGUAACAACUUUCAGCUGCUGCUUCAGUUCUGCCCUUUAUUAUAAAUAGACUUUCUUAAGGCUAGUAACUCUUAUGAUUUGAGAGAUUUUUUUUUUACUUGUGAUGGAAAGAAGGUAAAAACCUUGGUUUGUAAAUAGACAUCACAACUUACCAUCUGUGAUUCUUGUAUGCUAGCAAUACGUCGAUAUCCUUUUUUUUUUUUUUUUGUAACCCAAGUUGUUUAGUAACAGGACCGACCUUCUAAAUUAAAGUUUGGAAAUGUGCAACAGUCCACACAGGUCCUUACAAAAAUAUUAUUGCACCUUUUCACUUUUUGACACUUUAUAGCAGCACACUUCAGUGUGUUUACCUGGGAAAGUAAAUGAGCGGCCAACACCAGCGUGUUACAUAAAUUAAGACAAAUGAUUAAAAAGUUGUUUUGCUUUUUUUUGCAACAAAAUGUGAAAAAUAUGGCAUGUGUUCACAUUCAGUCCCCUUUAAUCUGACACAGCGAAAUAAAGUAUACUUGUGGUGUUCCACAAGGAUGGUCCUGGGA
Messenger RNA from Poeciliopsis prolifica (blackstripe livebearer), 7577 nucleotides. RefSeq names its product immunoglobulin superfamily, DCC subclass, member 4 (gene igdcc4). The record is from RefSeq and is a predicted model, not a curated record. Gene Ontology annotation, molecular function: protein binding. Gene Ontology annotation, cellular component: axon; plasma membrane. The coding region runs from base 509 to 4222 and encodes 1237 amino acids. Gene Ontology annotation, biological process: cell-cell adhesion; axon guidance. The transcript has 20 exons. NCBI's taxonomy places the organism in Eukaryota, Metazoa, Chordata, Actinopteri, Cyprinodontiformes, Poeciliidae.